AUGAAAGAAUUAAAUCAUAAACAUAUUAUCUAUGUGCACGAAGCUAUUGUAGAAUGCACGAAAAUAUAUAUCGUUUUGGAAUAUGUCGAUGGUGGUGAUUUGUUCAACGUACUUGAUGUUGAAGAUAGUUUUUCCGAGAAAAAAACGAAAAUUGUGAUUGCACAAUUGGCAUCAGCUUUGAAGUAUAUACAUUCCAGAAAUAUAGUACAUCGAGAUAUUAAGGCUGAAAAUAUAUUGGUGAAAAAAAAUUGUGAUCAAAAUUUUUGCAUUAAAUUAGCUGAUUUUGGUCUGGCAACUCAAGCAACUGAUCCACUUUAUGACAUGUGUGGUACUCCGGCUUAUAUGUCACCAGAAACCAUAAAAAAAGUUGGUUACGGUGUUAAAGUGGAUGUAUGGGCUACAGGGAUUUUAAUGUAUUUUAUACUCAGCGGUUACUUGCCAUUCGACAAUGAUAAUAAAGGCCCUAUGAUCGCAUAUCACGAAAUAGUACAUUUCGAACCAGAAUUCUCGGAAUCGUGCUGGCCUGGCAUAACUACAGAGGCAAGGGACAUCAUUGAGAAAAUGUUAAAGAAGAAUCCUAAUCGACGUUUAACGAGUGAGGAAAUUAUGCAACACAAUUGGAUAAGCAUACCAACUUAA
Messenger RNA from Teleopsis dalmanni, 639 nucleotides. RefSeq names its product serine/threonine-protein kinase GA29083-like. NCBI's taxonomy places the organism in Eukaryota, Metazoa, Arthropoda, Insecta, Diptera, Diopsidae. The transcript has a single exon. Gene Ontology annotation, molecular function: ATP binding; protein kinase activity. Gene Ontology annotation, biological process: protein phosphorylation. Bases 1 to 639 code for a protein of 212 amino acids. The record is from RefSeq and is a predicted model, not a curated record.